This is a messenger RNA of Peronospora matthiolae, 324 nucleotides long. The record is from the annotation of a GenBank genome assembly. Lineage: Eukaryota; Oomycota; Peronosporomycetes; Peronosporales; Peronosporaceae.
AUGUUGGACAUAGGUCGCCAAGCGCGGGGCGAUCUCGACAGAGAUGCGGUCCCCGCAGUCCAAGUAUCACAAUUUGACAAGGAUGCAGCGCUCACCCGAGACGACGGAAACACAACUGGCCUACUAACGGGUGGACCCGGCGGCGGGGUAGAAGGCGAAAUCGGGCUAUCGGCCUCCAAUGUUCAAGGUGCAGGUGAUGCAGGAGCCAUUGGCGUUGUGGGUGUACCGUCCAUCAACACUGUAUAUCUAGCGUCGGUGCAGGGGACGAUUUUGGAGAAGCACGAAGGAAGAAUGACGGAAGUGUGGAUUGCGCGAUCCGCCUGA